AUGGAUUUUUCUUUUGGAGACUCUUUGAUUCCGAAUAUAAAUGGUGUACGCCAAUUUUUCAAUGAUCCGUUUUUUGGCCCAAGCUCCGGAUUUCAUCACAUGGCCAGAAUGAUGGACCGCAUGAUGGUGGAAAGCAUGCAGCCCUUCGGGUUUGCUCGGGUGAUGAGCACACGCGGUGAUAGAAAGGGUGAUCAGCCACCAAGAGAUGGCCUGAGGUCAGACAGGAGCGAUGCAAGAAGGGAGAGAGCUAAAAAUCCUCAUACACACGUAGGAAAUGGUACCAAACAUCCACCCACGCAAGUUGUUCGCCCGACGCCAGUCAAUAAGUUCCAAGAGACAUCAUUUGACCAAACACAAACCAAACCGACUGACCCUACCACAGAAAAAUGGGCGACUACGCUUCGUAAGAGAGACCCUGACAUACAGCCAUCGUUACCUUCUAUUGUCUCCCGAAAAGCCUCCUCGAGUUCAAUGGGCAGUGGAAGAAAGACCCGGUCAGUAGACAGGGCACCACGAAGACGUCACUUAGUUCCAAUUAAGCCGGUUCAACGGAAGUCAGAUGUGUCAGCUGAUGGUGAUGCAUUACUGGAGCGAGAUGAGAAGGUCUUUGAUGCAACAGGAUACGAAAUUCAUUUAGUGGAAACGCUUGAAAGAGAUAUACUGCAAAGGAAUCCGGAUGUUCGUUGGAAAGAUGUGAUCGGGUUGGAUGAUGCGAAGUCUGUUCUCCAAGAGGCAAUGGUUCUUCCGCUUGUUAUGCCUGAUUAUUUCAAGGGUAUCCGUCGUCCGUGGAAAGGCGUACUACUCACAGGACCACCUGGGACUGGAAAGACAUUGUUAGCUCGUGCUGUCGCUACCGAGUGCAGAACAACUUUCUUCAACGUGUCGUCUGCUACCCUCACAUCUAAAUACCGUGGUGAUUCAGAGAAGCUUGUUCGAUUGCUUUUUGAUAUGGCCGCCUUCUAUGCUCCUAGCACGAUAUUUCUAGAUGAAGUGGAUUCGCUGUGUGCAGUCCGCGGUGCUGAUUCUGAACACGAAGCCUCGAGACGGUUCAAAGCUGAACUGCUCAUACAAAUGGAUGGACUCGCUGCCCCAUUUAAUCAAGACAAAGUGGUAAUGGUCCUGGCUGCCACCAACCACCCGUGGGACAUCGACGAAGCCUUCAGGCGACGAUUUGAGAAGCGGAUAUAUGUAGGCCUUCCUGAUGAAUCGACAAGAGUAAAAUUGCUGAAACUAUGUCUCCGAGAGGUGGCGCUAUCUGAUGAUGUAAAUCUACCUGAUCUCGCUGUUAACUUGGAAGGCUACAGUGGAUCUGACAUUUGCAAUUUAUGCAGAGAUGCCUCGAUGAUGACAAUGCGGCGAAAGAUUGCCGGUAAAACUCCUGAAGAAAUUCGUCGCUUAAAGCGCUCUGAGUUGGAAGCUCCAGUCUCCAAGACGGAUUUAGAAACCGCUGUAGAAAAAACAAGACGCACAGUCACUCAGGCUGAUGUAGCGCGUUACUCAUCUUGGAUGCAGAAGCAUGGUUGCUCCUAG
This is a messenger RNA of Pieris macdunnoughi, 1530 nucleotides long. The record is from the annotation of a GenBank genome assembly. Lineage: Eukaryota; Metazoa; Arthropoda; Insecta; Lepidoptera; Pieridae.